Ceratosolen solmsi marchali is the source of this 1494-nucleotide messenger RNA. It is a transcript of the gene CSN6, whose product is annotated as COP9 signalosome subunit 6. Gene Ontology annotation, molecular function: metallopeptidase activity; protein binding. Gene Ontology annotation, biological process: protein deneddylation. The record is from RefSeq and is a predicted model, not a curated record. The transcript is spliced from 5 exons. Lineage: Eukaryota; Metazoa; Arthropoda; Insecta; Hymenoptera; Agaonidae. Gene Ontology annotation, cellular component: COP9 signalosome. The coding region runs from base 234 to 1337 and encodes 367 amino acids.
GUUAGUGUAAGUCUAUAUAUGUGUUUAUAUGAUAAUUUAAGAAAGUUUAUUAGUGAAAAGAAAGUCAUUUGAUAUAUCUAUUUAUUUUACAAAGAAUCUAUUUAUUUUACUGAGAUUGUAAAACAUUUUGUGAAAGUGCGAACAUUAUAGAAAUAAAUAAGUAUAUCCAAUCAGACAAAAGCGCCAUUCUGUAUAUCCUAAAUUUAAACCUCCCAAUAAUUGUUCUUACUAACAUGAGUGAAGGAAAGCAACAGUCAAGCGAAAUGGAUGUUGAUCAGACUAAUAUGGGAGUACUUGUAUUAGCUGGUGAAGUAUCUGAAGCUCAGGAGACAACGAUGGAAAUAGUUCAACCAGAAGUUGAAGCUAGUACAAUUAGAACUUUGCCAGGUAUUAUUUCUAACGCCAUAAGCAGUCAAAGUAACAGUGCUGCAAGGGUUAUGGCAUCUUCUGGUACAGUUGGUUCUGUAUCUAUUAGUUUACAUCCACUAGUAAUUAUGAAUGUUAGUGAACACUGGACCAGGCUUAGAGCUCAAGAAGGCAGUGAUCAAUUUGUAUAUGGUGCACUAAUUGGAAAACAGAAAGGUCGCAAUAUAGAGAUUAUGAAUUCCUUUGAACUGUUGUUUACAUGUAUUGGAGAUGAUGUUAUAAUUGAUAGAGAUUAUUAUAACACUAAAGAAGAACAAUUUAAACAAGUAUUCAGUGAAAUGGAUUUUCUUGGGUGGUAUACAACAGGUAGCAUGCCAAAUGAAAAAGAUAUUAAGGUUCAUAAACAAAUUUGUGAAAUUAAUGAAAGUCCUGUUGUAUUAAAACUUGAUCCACGUCCGAAAAGUACAGAUCAACUACCAGUAUCUAUAUAUGAAUCAGUUAUAGAUUUAGUUAAUGGUGAAGCCACAAUGUUAUUUGUUCCAUUGACUUAUACAUUAGCUACUGAAGAGGCAGAAAGGAUUGGUGUUGAUCACGUUGCAAGAAUGUGUACUAAUGAUCAAGGAGAAAGUUCGUUAGUUGCAGAACAUUUAGUGGCACAGCAUAGUGCGAUAAAGAUGUUACACUCCAGAGUAAGAUUAGUAUUGAGAUAUGUAGAAGCUGUUCAAAAUGGAGAAUUGAAAGGAAAUCAUGAAGUACUAAGAGCUGCUUGUUCACUAAGUCAUCGUUUACCUGUUUUAAAUAAUCCAAAGUUUAAAGCUGAUUUUUAUAAUCAAUGUAACGAUUUUGGUCUUAUGACAUAUCUUGGAAUCAUCACCAAAGGUUGUAAUGAUACAAAUCAAUUUGUACACAAAUUUAAUAUUUUAUAUGAUCGACAAGGUGUUGCACGACGUGUACGAAGUCUCUUUUUUUAAAUGAUUAAUAGGAUUUAGUUUAUUUAGUUCAACUAUUCAAUUGUUCUUACUAAUUGUAUUCUUAUAAAUCAGGUAAUUAAGUUAAGUUCUUUUAAAACAAAAUUAAUACCAUAUUAUUAUUUACCAAACAUUUAAUUAGAUUUAAUCAGUAAUAUAC